AUGCUACCUGCCCUCUCGUUGGUGACGGCUUUAUUCGUCCAGCACGCCUACGCCCGAGAGGAGUACUACUCGCAGCUGAAACCGUGUCCGGUGUCGUGCGAAGGCGCUCAAAACCCGGCAAAAUGGACCUUGUACAGCUCUGUCGAGCGUCUCAAGGUCUGCAGCGAGCCAGUUCUGUUUCAAGUCUCGCUGUCUGCCCCAGUCAAGGCCGGCCAGUCUACUCGUGUCAGAGCCUGUACUGCGGGUGACUCCGAGAACAUGCUCAAUUCCAUCAUCCAGGACGCACCAGAGACGAAACCGGAUCCCAGCAGAAUUGCCAAGAGAGGCGCGCUGGCCUUUGCUCCUGACGCCGUCAAGGAUGGCUCGUCGGUCCAAGUCGCCUCUUGGGGCACCACUCGACAAUCCGGCUCCAAGGCUGCUGCAGAUGGCCUGGACAUCCUCAGCAAGAUCAACGGGUGGAUUACAGCCGGAAAAGAUGAUAAGCAACCGACCGCCAUCUUCGGCAUCCUCAACGGCACCAUGGCGGCGUACUACGGCGGCGCCCGCGUCGAGCACGGGCCCAGUGCAAAGAGCCUCUUGGACAAGUUGUCGUCAGAGGCCAAAGGAAAUGGAGUUGCCGAUCGUCUGGCCGUUCAGCACUGUGGCGAGACUGGCAGCGAAAUCACUGGCGGUGUCACUACCGGCGCCAUCCUGUCCACCGACGGUGACUUUCAGUUUCUCCAGGGUGCUUUGAUCAGCUGGAGCAAAGCCAAAUGCCCGACCGGAGCUAGCAAGACCACCCCCGUGAAAGAUCUGAAUCUCAAGUUCUACCACUUUGCAAAGCCAAACACCACGAGCAUUCGCGUCCGCGACUCGGAGUGCAGGUACAUCCUCGUUGAGCAAAACGACUCUUGCCCCAAGCUGGCUGCUCGUUGCGGCAUCACCCCGGCCAAGUACACAGAGUACAACCCGGGAAAGGAUCACUGCAAUAAGCUGAGGGCUCAGCAACCCGUCUGCUGCGGUCCGGGCACAGUGCCCGAUUUCCGGCCUGAUCCCAACGCGGAUGGUACCUGUCACUCUUACGAAGUCAAGCCUCUCGACACCUGCGAUGGCCUGUCCGCCAAGUACACGCUCAACGACGGGCAGCUCAUGCAGAUGAACCGCAACACAUGGGGUUGGACCGGCUGCAACCCUCUUGGUCUUGGUAUUGCCAUCUGCCUCAGCAAGGGAAAACCUCCUCUGCCGGCCGCAGUCGAUAACGCUGUAUGCGGACCUACGAAGCCCGGAACAAAACCCCCUCGAGGAGACCAGACGCUCUCGGACCUCAAUCCCUGCCCUCUCAAGGUGUGCUGCAACGUCUGGGGCCAGUGCGGCACCACGGACGAGUUUUGUCUCGAGAAGAAGUCGGAAACCGGUGCACCGGGAACCUCGGGCUUACACAACGGUUGUAUCCAAAACUGCGGCAUGGACAUUGUCAACAAGGACAAAUCGCCAAAGGAGUUCCGCACGCUCGGCUACUUUGAGGCCUGGAACUACGACCGCAACUGUCUGCACAUGGACAUUUCCAAGGUCAAGAACCACAAGCGCCACUACACAGACGUGCACUUUUCCUUUGCCGAGAUUUCCAAGGACUUUGACGUCGUGAUCCCAGAAAAGACUGGGAAGCAAUGGGGCCAUUUCCUCAAGCUCGUCGGCGAUGGGACCCCGAGGAAGAUUGUUGCGUUUGGUGGCUGGGCAUUUUCCACCGAAGGAAGGUCGUACCAAAUCUUCCGCGACGUUGUGAAGCCCGAAAACCGAAAGGCCUUUGCCGAAAAGGUGGUGGACUUUGCCAUUAACAAUGAUCUUGACGGCAUCGACUUUGACUGGGAGUAUCCCGGCGCACCAGAUAUCCCUGGUGUCCCUCCGGGCGACAAGGCGGACGGCUCCAACUAUCUCGCCUUGUUAACCGAGGUUCGGAAGCUUCUCCCCGCCGGCAAGACACUGUCAAUCGCCGCGCCCGCCUCGUUUUGGUACUUGAAAGGCUUCCCUAUUGACCGCAUGGAGCCCCUCUUGGACUAUAUCGUCUACAUGACCUACGACUUGCACGGACAGUGGGACUCUGGAAACCCGCAUUCGGCUCCUGGGUGCCCUGCCGGAAACUGUCUCCGGUCUCACGUCAACUGGACCGAGACCGAAAAUGCGCUCGCCAUGAUUACCAAGGCUGGCGUACCAACCAGCAAGAUCCUUCUUGGUGUCUCGUCGUACGGCCGCUCGUUCAAGAUGGCCGAGAAAGGGUGCACGGGCCCUAUGUGCACGUAUCUCGGCGAUAAAGACUCUCCGGCGAAGAAAGGGCCAUGUACUAACACUAGCGGCUACAUCUCGAAUGCCGAAAUCAAGGACAUUAUCCAGACGAACAAGAACGUGGACUCGUGGUAUGACAAGGACACCAGGUCAAACUAUCUCGUAUAUGACGAGACGGAAUGGGUCGCCUGGAUGGACAACAACGUUCGAGAUGACAGAGUCGACUUUGCCAAGGGUACCAACUUUGGGGGUACCAUCGAGUGGGCGAUAGAUCUCGAGGACUUUGUGUCAACCGGCGACCCGAUAGACGUCGACGACAGCGAUGACGACGUUCUCCCUGCCUGUGACGGCCACUACGACACCAUCGACGAUCUGAUCAAGGACGAGGACAACGUCGACUAUUGGUGUGCCCCGCAGUAUCUGCUCGACAUCCUGGGGAGGGAGCUGGCCGGCGACCUCUCGCGCUACGACAAAAUCAUGGACGACGGAUACGACGAAUACUUUAGCAUCUACGGCACUUACAUUGCCAAAGGCUCCUACAAGGCCGCAUCCGACUUUAUGUUUGAUCACGGCAAGGAGUGGUUCAACUGCAACAUCAGCGAAGUGGUUACGUGUUGCCUGGGCUGUGACAGCAUCCCCGACUACUCGUGUACACAGUGCCUUCCGCCGGGCGAGUGCAAAAUUCAGAGCGGAAACGACGACGCCCUCCGCCUGAUUCACUCGACCAUUGAAGAGUGCCCUCCCGACUAUUCCAAGGCCGGCAUGGGUCCCGCAAAGUACAGAGACAUCACAUGGACGCUAAAGGACGGCAAGGAAGACGACUUCUGGGCCGAGAUCGAGGCAGAAGUCGGCAUUCCGAAGAAGAAGAUGGAGCUUAGUGACACGGGAGAGUACAUCUACGGUUUCGUGACCAACACCAACUGCCACUACAGCAAGCGCGACCACGACAACUCAACUCUAGGCGACGACGGUGAUGACCUCAUAAGCCGAGACCUCGCUAGACGCAACAUCAAGAAGGACUGCAUGGGCAAGGGGUACUGGACUGGAGCCCCAAAGGUAGACAGCAGGGUCAGCGAGGACGACGUCACGAACCCCAAGGACACGGUCAAAAAGGCUCUUGACAAGUCGUCGGGCCUUGUCUCGGACUUGGCGAGCCUGGCCCUAGAGGUCAAGUCUGGCAUGUACAAAGGCGACGCGGCGGACCUCAUCGACGCCGUGGCCAUGCCCAUCUACAUGAUUCGCGAGGGCCUCGACUACAUGGACACGGUGGUGGAGAUGGCCAAGAAGAUUGAGGAGGCCGAGAAGAAGACGCUGAUUGUCAACCUGCUGUCCGCCAUCCUGUUCGUUGUGCCGGCUCUCGGCGAGGCCAUCGGCACUCUUGGACUGGCUACGCUCGGCCGGGCCCUCGUCACGAUCGGAGAGCUGGGCAACACAGGCCUGGGGAUCUACAGUGUCGUGGAUAACCCCAAGGCAGCGCCCAUCUUCAUCUUCGGCCUCGUCCUCAGCGCCAAGGGCAUCAGGGACUCCAACAACGUGGUCAAGGCGGCCAAGGCGCGCCGAGCCAUGCCGCAUGAGGACAUUGUGGGCUUCAGCACCAAGGUGGCCGAGAGACUGGCCCAGAUUGACAAGGGCAUGUCGAAGGGCAAGGGGAAGGCCAUGUGUGUCCAGUAUGCCUAG
Purpureocillium lilacinum is the source of this 3936-nucleotide messenger RNA. RefSeq lists its product as uncharacterized. Gene Ontology annotation, molecular function: chitin binding; hydrolase activity, hydrolyzing O-glycosyl compounds. The record is from RefSeq and is a predicted model, not a curated record. Gene Ontology annotation, biological process: carbohydrate metabolic process. Lineage: Eukaryota; Fungi; Ascomycota; Sordariomycetes; Hypocreales; Ophiocordycipitaceae.